AUGUUUAAGUUACUGAUGAUUGAUCCUAUUUGGUAUUACUUUCAUUCUAUACGUAUCUAUGACAUUCCCAAAUACAAGUAUGUUUCGGUUGCUGAUGAUAAUUUGGACGAACACCAAUUUCCUAACUUUGUUAACAAUCUUAGAGAUUCAAGAAUUGUCGGUUGCUCUUACGGCUUGUUUUGCUUGUAUGGUUAUGACCCAAACCGACCGUGUCUUUCUGAGAACAGAAAAAUAAGUUAUAUGGUUGUUCUCUGGAAUCCUUGGAUUCGAAAAUGUGUUGAUGUGUUUGUGCUGAAUGUUCUGUAUAAAGGGUGUGGAACUAUUUUAGGUUUUGGGGUUAGUCCUCAAACUAAGGACCCUAAGAUUUUUAAGAUUAAUAAUCCUGGAUAUCGAGUUGACACUUCAGUUCACGUCCCUUCACGUGUUGAGGUUUUUACUUUAAGCUCGGGGAUUUGGAAAAGUCCAUCAUGUAGCGGAAGAAACAAUAUCCCUUUUCGUAAUUCGAUUAGGUUUUGUUGGUCUCAGGUUGCUCUUGACGGGUUUAUUUAUUGGCAUGCCUUUGAGAGGAUUAACGUAGAUGGUAGAUGUUGUUUUCACAAUCUGAUUAUGUCAUUUGAUUUGAGUAGUGAGGGAUUCGAAGAAGUAUGCCUUCCAGAUAAUUUAGCAUGCCUAGAUAAGGCCUCUUUAUCUAUCUCUAAGCGAAUGGAGUCUGCUGUCGUGCUUGAAAUCAUGAACCUGAAAUUUGUGUUGUAUGGAUGA
Molecule: messenger RNA, 759 nt
Organism: Erigeron canadensis
Lineage: Eukaryota; Viridiplantae; Streptophyta; Magnoliopsida; Asterales; Asteraceae
Exons: 1
Coding region: 1-759 (252 amino acids)
Source: RefSeq, a predicted model, not a curated record